AUGGCAAGUGAUAAUUCCAUAUCGGCAUCAACUCAAUCUGAUGAUGCCAAUAGUUCAGAAUUAAACCAGAAUCAGUCAAAUUCGAGUUCAUUAGAUAUCCCUAAUGCCAGCGAGAGCUACAGUCCAGGCUCAUCGAACACGAGUGCUACUUCUCUACCCGAGCAUCCAAAAUCCCCGCGUUUGACAAUUUCACAUGUACACAACAUACCGUCAAGCAGUUACAACGAUUUCGUGGUAUAUUCCGACUCUGACGACAUAGCCUCACAAAGCUCAUUAGACCUACAACAUAACGACUCCAAGUCCAGACUAGAUAUUGGAAAUCAAUUGAAGAAGUUGGUGAGAAGCCAUAGUUCUGAUGAAGAUGAAGACGAAGAUGAAGAUGAGAUAAAUGUUAUACAUAGUGAAAAGGCUGAUCUUCAGCAUGAGAGCACUCCGAGCAAAACAAUACACUCAACUGUGCCCUUGAAGUCUGGUUUUGAAGUUGAAGAAACGCCAAAGAGUAAAAGAAGUUCAACAUCAUCACGAUCUUCUUCUCCUUUAAGAAGAACAAUGUCCCCAAGUCCUGAAGAUACUCCAAGCAAACGGACAAGCAAGCUGCGUGGGAAAAUACGAAGGAGAUCCAAGGAACCAAGUGAAAAGUCACAUAGAUCACUAGACAAGUCUGGAACAGGAUAUACUUCCAUGCCGCCAUCGGGAAAAGUUUUUAGAAACUUGUUAAUUUUGGAGGAAAGCUUGAGGGAACAAGUCAUACAACAACGAGCAAUGAGAAGAAAGUAUUUGAUCUUUUUGGCAAUAUUGUGUUCAAUUAUUGCUGGAUUGGCCCAUCAUUUGUUCAUUUUGGACCCCUCUAUAUCUUCGACUGGAACAACGAGAUUGAUUUUGAAGUUUUUCUUGAUAUCGACAGUAAUCACAUUAUUGUUGUAUCAUUUAUCAGGAGAGUAUCAGAAAACGAUUGUCCUCCCUAGAAAAUUUCUAUCUUCGACAAAUAAGGGAUUGAGGCAGUUGAAUGUUCGAUUGGUGAAGAUAAAGACACCACUUGCAGAUAAAAUAACAGACUUGAUACGAGAACUUUCACUUCUUGUGGUCAACUUUGCUUUGAGUAUUUCUCACAGCAUUUCUCCCAACUCCAUUCAGAAUAAAGAUUCAAGAGUGGAAGUAUUUCUAGUCACCUGUCAAUCGCAAUGUCAACCUCGUAUAGGGGUUACAGACGUAAAGUUGCUAUUGAAUGCCAGAGUAUUUAAUGUUGACAUUAGAGAAGGCUGGGAGAUCUAUCGAAGUGAGUUCUGGAUCAACGAAGGUGUGAGGAGGAGAAACAGUUUGUUGUCUUUUGUAAAUGGUGCCAAGUUGGAAAAAAAGCAGCAGUUGAAAAGGCGCAAGAGGACGUCCUCAAGUCCACCACAGUCAAUCCCCUCGAAAUUGAGCGAACAUAAUUUACUAAAGUUGGCCUCAUCUACAUAG
Messenger RNA from Lodderomyces margitis, 1458 nucleotides. It is a transcript of the gene SPO7, whose product is annotated as Nem1-Spo7 phosphatase regulatory subunit. Lineage: Eukaryota; Fungi; Ascomycota; Pichiomycetes; Serinales; Debaryomycetaceae. Gene Ontology annotation, cellular component: Nem1-Spo7 phosphatase complex. The coding region runs from base 1 to 1458 and encodes 485 amino acids. The record is from RefSeq and is a predicted model, not a curated record. Gene Ontology annotation, molecular function: phosphoprotein phosphatase activity; protein phosphatase regulator activity. Gene Ontology annotation, biological process: nuclear envelope organization. The transcript has a single exon.